AACAAGUAGUAUGCAAGUACACCGACAAAUAAGUAAUAAUACGUUUUUAAUUUUUCGUCAAACAAAGAUCAAAGUAGUUCAUACUCUGCUGUGGUUUCAGGUGGUACGUGAAACUUAAGUUAAAAAAAAAAAAAUCUCCAAUAAAAAUAUAUCAUCGAUGAACCGCCCAAUUUUGUUACCGGGUCAAUUCAAUGGCAGAGACUCUGCAAGAGAGGCAAUCAAAUGAACUAGAAGCAUUGGAAGCCAUUUUUAACGAUCAGCUAAAAAACAAUAACGAAUACAAUAAUGGCCAUGAAUGGAAGCCUCUAGAUAUCACUGUAACGGUAUUCCCUGAAGGGGUCACUAAUUUGAAGUGUAAUAACACUCAAGUGGACUUACAUAUAAAAGCCUCUGAAAAUUAUCCCAAUCAUGUACCAUUGAUUAAUCUUAAAAAUGCCAAAGGUAUAUCAUCAAAUUACUUAUUGCACUUAGAAAAACAGUUGAAUGAUUUAGCCAACAAAAUUGUGGGAGAAGUAAUGGUGUUUGAACUUGUCCAGCAUAUUCAGAAUUUCCUCUCACUUAUUAGCAAGCCUCAAUAUGAAUCGGUUUAUGAAGAAAUGAUUUCAAGAAAACAACGAAAAGAAUUGGAAGAAAUACAAACAAAAAAACAGGAAGAAGAACUAACAAGACAACUUAUUCACAAUGAAAUGUCAAAAAAACGAGAAGCUUUAAAAAAAGAAUUACGAAUGCACAAAAAUAAAGCAAAAAGUACAUGUGAAUUUUUAUUAGAAGAUGAUGAAGAUUGUUUUGAUUUAAAAGAAUCUACUGAACCAAACAAUGAUGUAAUGCCAAACAGAAGAAAUCAGCUAAAAGAUCAUAUUAUAGAUGAAAGCAAUUGGAGUGAUGGCGAUCAUGAUAAUAUUUAUUUAAAUUUUGUAUCUACCGGGUCAAGACUUGAUAAGGAAUUUGUUAUCUUAGAUUGGCUUGGUAAGGGAGCAUUUGGAGAUGUUCUUAAGGUGAAAAAUAAAUUGGAUGAUUGUCUUUACGCCAUAAAACGUAUAGAACUAAAUAGAAAGAAUAAAAACCUUAAUAAAAAAAUAACAAGAGAAGUAAAACUUUUAUCACGGCUGAAUCAUGAAAACGUUGUUAGGUAUUUCAAUUCAUGGAUAGAGACAGCCAAAGUCAGCCAAGAAGGAACUCCAAUAAAAAAUAAACCAAUGAAAACAACUGAAUUGUAUCCCCUAAAAGAUAUCAGUUGUGGUUGGAGAUUAUCCAAUUUAAUCGAGGAAAUUAAUUGUAGCAGCAGUUCUGAAGAUGAAGAUGAUGAUUGGAUAUCAUUUAUACACCAAUCCGGUUCAGAAAAAUUGACUGAUAUUUCUACUACUAAUUCACCAGAUGAUAGUCGCAAAGAAGAUGACGAAAUCUGUGAUAGAAUUGAUCAGUUUAUGUAUAUCCAAAUGGAGUUUUGUGAAAAAAGUACUUUAAGAAAUGCUGUUGAUAAUGGUUUGUAUAAACAACCAAAAAGGGUUUGGCGAUUAUUAAGAGAAAUUGUUGAAGGUCUAUCGUAUAUACACCAACAAGGAAUAAUACAUCGCGAUUUAAAACCAGUGAACGUUUUUAUUGAUGUAGACGACCAUGUUAAAAUUGGAGAUUUUGGUCUAGCUACAACAAUUAUUCAAAGACACAUACCAGACAUAGAAUCAACAAAUGUUCCGGAUUUACUAGAUAUUGAUACAUCUCAGACAGGAAAUAUUGGAACAGCGUUAUAUGUCGCUCCUGAACUAAAUAAUUUAGGACCCAAAGCUGUGUAUAAUGAAAAAGUAGAUAUUUACAGUUUGGGCAUUAUAUUUUUUGAAAUGUGCCAUGAGCCGUUUGGAACUGACAUGGAGAGAAUAAAAGUACUGACCGAUCUUAGAAUGUAUGAUUGUAUAUUACCUGAAACAUUUUCAAAUACAGGAGAUCCGUCUCAAAAACAUAUUAUUAAAUGGUUAUUAAAUCACGAUCCAUGUAAGCGACCAAAUUCAACGGAUAUAUUACAAAGUCAAUAUGUACCACCUCCACAGUUAAAAGACACUGAACUUCACGAAAUGGUUAGAAAUACUUUAUCAAAUUCCAAAAGCAAAAAUUAUAAACAUCUUAUUGCCGCAUGUUUCAAUCAAAAAGUUACUGCUGUUGAAGACAUAACUUUUACAAUGUCCACUGGCAGAAAUGUUCUUCAUCAUGACCGUCUUGAUAAGAUUAUUGAUUUAGUUAAAGAAGUUUUUCAGCUUCAUGGUGGAGUUUGGUUGUGUACGCCGUUGCUAAUGCCUGCACUAAAUGGCAUAGUCAAGGACAACACUGUUACUAUGAUGGCAAGGUGGGGGGGUUUGACUUGUGUACCACAUAACCUAAGGAUACCAUUUGCUAGGUUUUUAGCCCAUAAUCCGACAAUUUCAAAUUUAAAACGAUAUUCAAUUGAUCGCGUAUACAGACAAAGACGAGUUUAUGGUGUUCACCCAAGGGAACUCUAUGAAGCCGCUUUUGACAUAAUCAGCACAUCUCCAGGUAAUUUGAUAGCUGAAGCAGAAUUAUUAUCCAUAACAGCAGAAAUUUUAAACAAACUUAAAGAUUUCAAUCAAAGUAGUUGUACAAUACGUCUCAAUCAUACAUCAUUAGUUCAAGGAAUUUUAAUGUAUUCUGGAAUUGAAAGAGCUCGACAUUUAGAAAUAUGUAGUCAUUUUACAAAAUUCAAAAAGAACAAUUUAACACCAGAACAAAUUGAAGAGUUAGAACUUUUAGGUUUUGCUAAUCAUCAAAUAAAUACUGCGAUGAAUUUUUUCUCUAUGGAACAUAAUUUUACUGAUAUGGUAGAAAUUUGCCGCAAGAUAACUAUGCGUAAAUCUAAGUGUGGUGUCUUUUGUAAAGAAGGUUUGCGGCAAAUUGAAACAGUCAUAAAACAUAUUGAAAACCUCAAUGUACAGUUGUCCAUCGUAAUAAUGCCUGGAAUGUUAGAUAACAUGCAGUUUUAUUCUGGUUUGAUAUUCGAGGUAGUUUAUUCUAACAAACACAAGAAACAUGUUGCUGAAUAUGAUGUCUUAGCUGCCGGUGGAAGAUAUGAUAAACUUAUAUCGGCAUUCAGGAGAAACAUUGAUUUGUCUAGUGACAUAAAACAAACUGCAACAGGUAUUAGUUUCUCAUUAGACAAACUAUCUGCUUUGUUUCAAGCUGAAUCGUCCGGCAUUGAUGUCAUACUCUGUUCAUCUUCUAGUGAUAGUGCAAUAACUGAUGAAAAAUUGAAAAUUGCUAAUGAAUUAUGGAAAAUGGGUGUUAAGUGUUUAGUUUUGGACGCAGAACAAACAUUAGAGCAAAUUCAAGAUUAUUGUCAGGAACUGUGUGUAAUCAAUAUUGUCAUGUUAAAAGAUACCAAAUCUGUGAUAUCUAGACGUCUUAUGGAAGAUAAGUUUCAAGAUAAGUUGAUGAGUGUAACAGAAUUUUUAGAAUCUAUUAGACGUAAAAACCGACAGAACAGUAUAACUAAUAAUACUAUUCAAAUAAAUACUUCAAUGAAAAAUGAUAACCGAUCACUAAAUGAGAACCAGCAUGUCAACAUAAUUUUUUUAACCGAAGAAAAAAUAUCGACAAAUAUCAAACGACGAUAUGAAAGCCAAAUUUCAAAUGCUGUUUCCAAAACUCUACAAAAGUUAUCUUCGAAAAUCCGUAUAGAAAUAUUAGCCCUUAACGUGGAUGUUGAACUUAUUAAAGCUCUAGGCUCGUUAUCUGAUCUGUCUAAUAUUCAAACUGAUAUUUCGGCCUUAGCAAAAAAAUUUUCGCAUCAUAAAAAAGAUUUGUACAAAAUAUGUGAUUACCUCAUUGACUUUAAGCAAAAAAACAUGAAUAUGGUUUUCAUGUUCUAUACUCUAAGAGGAAAUAUGUUUAAACUAAUGAUUUGUUGA
This is a messenger RNA of Adelges cooleyi (spruce gall adelgid), 3911 nucleotides long. It is a transcript of the gene Gcn2, whose product is annotated as eIF-2-alpha kinase GCN2. Gene Ontology annotation, molecular function: protein binding; eukaryotic translation initiation factor 2alpha kinase activity; ATP binding. Bases 192 to 3911 code for a protein of 1239 amino acids. The record is from RefSeq and is a predicted model, not a curated record. Gene Ontology annotation, biological process: protein phosphorylation. The transcript has 23 exons. Gene Ontology annotation, cellular component: cytosol. Lineage: Eukaryota; Metazoa; Arthropoda; Insecta; Hemiptera; Adelgidae.